AGAACAGCUCAAGAACUGCAAGGUAAAGUACGGUACACGUCUUUGUUUAUGCAUUGGAAACUGACGCAUAUUGUUAUUAUGUAAAAGGGGACACUGCUCGCGCCAUACAAAUUCUCGAACUGUUUACAGGUCAGUCCUCUUUGUUAUGCAAGAUUGAGUAUUGCUUUACUUGUUGGGUCUGAUUUGGAAGGGUUGAUCUGGAAGGAAACGAAAGGUUGCUAAUUGAACGAAUGAAAUGGUAAUAGAUCCAAGCAAACGCGAUGUGAAAAUGCUCAUUCCUCAAAGUGUUCUUGCUAAUGCGCAUGGACUCGUCUUUAUUCGAAUGUAUCGAGGAGGGUUUAUGGUAUCGGCCAAGAAAGGCACGGGAAUUAUCAUUGCACGGUUACCAGAUGGAAGUUGGUCCGCGCCUUCUGGAAUUUCUAUGGGAGCAUUGGGAUUUGGACACCAAGCAGGCGUUGAAGUGAUCGACUCGAUCAUCGUCAUGAACUAUCGAGCUGCAGUCAAGUCAUUUUUCGAUGGCGGAGGUCAACUUCAGCUGGGCGCCAACGUGUCUGUGAGUGCAGGUCCUUUGGGUCGCGCUGCCAAUGUGUCAGCAGCCGCAUCAAGUGGCCAGUAUAUCUCUGCGACCUAUGCUUAUAGUGCAUCCAAAGGUUUAUUUGCAGGUAAAAAUAGAAACCAGCUUGUGCCUUUUCUUCAUGUGUGUGUUGGGUGGGAGCUGAGCGGUGGUGGUAAAUAAACAAAUAUUGACUAGUAGUGCCGUGUUUACAGGGUACUCGUUUGAAGGUUCCAAGAUAUCCGAACGCGUGAACACAAACGCGGCGUUUUACGGAAGAAGUAUUGGUGCACGAGAGAUUUUGACAGGUGGAGUGCCUCGACCUCCUCAAGCUCAGCGGUUGUACGAUAUUUUGGCAUCGCUUGGCGCAGGUCCGCGACCCGGCAUGCCCUUUGCUCCAAAGAAGGGUCCACCCUUGCCUGUACCACCAUCACAGCAACAACAGCAACAACAGCAACAACAACAACAACAACAACAGCAACUCCCUUCAUCGCCUUAUCAUUCCUCUUCACCUUACUCUCCACGAUACAAUAACAUUCCCGGAGUUGGUAACGGAGCAGCAGCA
This is a messenger RNA of Zychaea mexicana, 1118 nucleotides long. RefSeq lists its product as uncharacterized. Bases 269 to 736 code for a protein of 155 amino acids. The transcript has 5 exons. NCBI's taxonomy places the organism in Eukaryota, Fungi, Mucoromycota, Mucoromycetes, Mucorales, Lichtheimiaceae. The record is from RefSeq and is a predicted model, not a curated record. Gene Ontology annotation, molecular function: phosphatidylinositol binding.